AUGUCGACAAAGAGGUCGCUGGUGCCCUAUGCGGAGUCGGAAUCGGACAAGGAGAGUGACACAGCCGGACCAUCUACGACGGUCAAGAGCGGCGAAAGGGAUAGAGAUGGGGUGAAAGCAAAGAAGAAAAGAAAGAGACUGCCUGCAUUCGAUGACGCUGAAGACGCAGGGACAAGCAAGGAGCAGCGCCAGGUGCACACAUCGACAGGCGUCGCUUCCACAGAGCCGCUCAAGGGCGACUGGCUCUGCUAUGUUUUUGUGCCGAUCCCGGAUGGGUGCGAAGUCUUUGCACUCAUCAAAAAGGCAAGGAAGCUGCUAGAGACUACCUUCCACGAGCCAUCGGGAGACCUCAGAUCAGCAGACGAGCCGCUGCACGUGUCGCUCUCGCGGCCCAUCCUCAUUCGCGCCCACGAGCGCGACACCCUCGUCGACGUCGUUCGGACCGCGCUGUCCCACAGCCAGCCGGGUCCGUCGCUCGACGUCGCAUUCGCCCGUUUUGCCCAUUUUCCAUCACACGACGCCAAGCGCACCUUUUGGGCCGUCGAGGUCGGCCAAGGCUGGCGCGAGCUCAAGACGGUGACUGAUGCGUUGGAUAAAGGCCUCGGCGCGUCAGCCCUCAAGGCAAGGCCGUACCACGCCCAGCCGCGCUUCCAUGCCAGCUUUGCAUCUGCGCGCGCCAGCCUCGGCGUGGCACCCGAAUCAGACGAGAGGGAGUGCGAGAACAAAAGGCAGCAGAUCACGGAUCGCCUCGAGGCGGAGCUCAGUGUCAAGCUGAGACACUGUCCGCCCAUCCGCAUCGGCAGUGUUGGUGUAGCUUUAGGGAAGGAAGUGCAAUGGGUAAAACUUUGAGAAAGAG
Molecule: messenger RNA, 856 nt
Organism: Acaromyces ingoldii
Lineage: Eukaryota; Fungi; Basidiomycota; Exobasidiomycetes; Exobasidiales; Cryptobasidiaceae
Exons: 4
Coding region: 1-849 (282 amino acids)
Biological process (GO): U6 snRNA 3'-end processing
Cellular component (GO): nucleus
Molecular function (GO): 3'-5'-RNA exonuclease activity
Source: RefSeq, a predicted model, not a curated record